Messenger RNA from Misgurnus anguillicaudatus (oriental weatherfish), 1844 nucleotides. RefSeq names its product glucosamine-6-phosphate deaminase 2 (gene gnpda2). NCBI's taxonomy places the organism in Eukaryota, Metazoa, Chordata, Actinopteri, Cypriniformes, Cobitidae. Gene Ontology annotation, biological process: D-glucosamine catabolic process; N-acetylneuraminate catabolic process; N-acetylglucosamine catabolic process. The record is from RefSeq and is a predicted model, not a curated record. Gene Ontology annotation, cellular component: cytoplasm. Gene Ontology annotation, molecular function: glucosamine-6-phosphate deaminase activity; identical protein binding.
UUAAGAUGUCAGCUCCAUAUAUAGGCAACGGCACAGUCCCGGAAGUGUGACGUCAGCGCACAUGACCGGAACUGAAUCACAUGAUUCGGUGUUUUUAAGAAAAGAGUGUUCAUUCACCCAGACGUGCCUGCGCUUUAUAUCACUGGUUGUAGUGAUCUGUUAUCUGUGAGCAGUCAUGAGACUUGUGAUCCUGGAUGACUAUGACCUGGCCAGUGAAUGGGCUGCAAAGUAUAUUCGCAACCGGAUCAUUCAAUUUAAACCUAGUGCUGACCGGUACUUCACUUUAGGACUUCCAACAGGUAGCACACCGCUUGGCUGCUAUAAAAAGCUGAUCGAGUAUCACAAGAGUGGAGAUCUGUCCUUUAAAUAUGUGAAGACCUUUAACAUGGAUGAGUAUGUGGGUCUGCCCAGGGAGCACCCAGAGAGCUAUCACUCCUACAUGUGGAAUAACUUCUUCAAACACGUCGACAUUGAGCCUCAAAACACUCAUAUACUGGACGGCAAUGCCAGUGACCUGCAGGCGGAGUGUAGCGCCUUUGAGGAGAAGAUAACAGCGGCUGGGGGCAUAGAGCUGUUUGUUGGAGGUAUCGGUCCAGAUGGGCACAUCGCCUUUAAUGAACCUGGCUCCAGUCUCGUGUCCAGAACCAGAGUGAAGACCCUUGCCAAGGACACGAUAGUGGCUAACGCUCGUUUUUUUGGGAACGACCUUUUAAAAGUGCCCACCAUGACUCUCACUGUUGGAGUAGGAACAGUGAUGGAUGCAAGAGAGGUUAUGAUCCUGAUCACCGGGGCUCAUAAGGCUUUUGCGUUGUAUAAAGCAAUCGAGGAGGGUGUGAACCACAUGUGGACGGUAUCUGCCUUCCAGCAGCAUCCAAGAACCAUUUUCAUUUGUGAUGAGGACGCAACGCUGGAGCUCAGGGUCAAAACUGUCAAGUAUUUCAAAGGGCUGAUGCACGUUCACAAUCAACUUGUUGAGCCGACGCUCAGCGUAAAGGACACAUGGACUGAACGCAGCAGACGGUACAUCUGAAUCAUCUGGAAAUGAUGGCAUCACUUUGAAUCAAUGGAAACUAGCUUCAGGGACCACAGCGGUUUUGAAUGGUCUUAAAGUGUAGACAAACAAAUUACUUCUGUGAUUGCAUUUCCCAAGGUGCUGUGUUCAUUACUUUAUAACUACACUACAUGGCCAGUAUUAACAAGAAAUGUCCAUAAAGUGUUAGGAUUACUGUAAAUCAAAUGUACACAGACCCUUAACCCUUUAGAUUACGCCAUCUCUAAUCAACAGAUUAUCUGUUACAAUUCCUUUCUUAUAUUUCUAAAAAGUGUCUAUUUCAUUUCAACUUUUCAAAAAGGUCAACAUUUCAAGUCAAUAUCAUUUUAAUAAUAUUACAUACUUACGAAGUUAACUUGAAUGUGAAUUUUUACUCCAAGGUGAAUUUUUUGGGAAUGUUGUUUUGUAUCUGUUACAUAGACUUGUACACUCCUAAACUCCUGGAAGAUGCUGAGAUUCAUUUUAGUAUGUUACAUUUAUAUAUCAAACUUAUUUAGUCGAUGAUGGCAUAUUUAUCAUUUCAAUGUCAGUUGUUUUGCAUUUGUUCACCUUAAACUUAAGCACUUCUUUAAAUCUGAUUGUCUUAUUGUUCUUUACAUUCUAGACUUUACUGUAUAGUCACACAAAGAGAAAUAUUACACUUUUUUUCGUGGAUUUACACAUUUAUUUCCAAUCUGUAUGAAUUAACUGUUAAUAGAUUUGCACUCCAAAAGCCAAAUCAUUCUUUCAUGUAUUUCUUUACUUGUUCAACAAUGCACAAUAAAAAUGAAAGAUUUCAUUUUUCUUUCUUAAA